Messenger RNA from Marchantia polymorpha subsp. ruderalis, 2984 nucleotides. Lineage: Eukaryota; Viridiplantae; Streptophyta; Marchantiopsida; Marchantiales; Marchantiaceae. The record is from the annotation of a GenBank genome assembly.
GUCUGCGGGGAGAGAUGGCCCGCUGGGUCCUCCGAAUGAUUGUUGGGGACUUUGUGUAGAGAUGGGGUUCGUGACAGUGGAAACUGCAAAUUGCGUCCGCUCCUCUCGCAGCUUAUGUCGAUCGGCGGGGUUGAUUUCGCGCAGUCUGCAAGAUGGGGUCGAAGCAUCCUGCCAUGGGUACCACGAUUUCCGACGAUAGAAUCGAUGGUCGAGAAGAGUCGAUGUUCAAUUCGGUUAGAGGUAGUCUGAAAGGUGGCGCUAACCGGAUGCAGCAAAGCCGACCUGGACUCGGACAGCGUAGUCCAGAUUGUGGGCUUCAGGAACCUUAUUCCGGUGCGAAAGUUGUUGACUAAGCUGCAUCAUGCUCUACUGAAGUUCGGUCAUCGAGAAGCUCUUCCAUCCUCAACAUGGACAAAGUCCUAAAUCACAUAAGGAAUCUCCGAGCCGAAGCUGAAUCUUUGCUGAAAAACGGGAACCGUCAUGAUGGCGAUGACGAAGCUCACUGUGGCGUUGAGAAAUCAAUAGACUGCUCGAAUUGCGGGGGUGACAGGUGGGUAUUAAAACUUAGACAAAAGGCCGGUUUCUGGAGGAGCAAACCUUUGGUGGUUCUCAGCUUAUUCGAUGGCAUCGGUGGAGUGUGGGCGGCUCUCGAGAAUCUUGGCAUUCCUUUUAUCGGGUACAGCUGUGAGGUGAACGCCGAUGCGAUGAAAGUGACCCAGCGAAAUUACUGCUCUGUUCGUCAUUUGGGAGAUAUCCAUCGACUGAAAAAAGCAGACAUAAAAGAGAAGAUAGACCUUGUUGUGGGUGGAUUUCCUUGUCAGGACUUGUCCUCCAUGGGAGCGAGACUGGGGCUACACGGAAGUCGAAGCCGACUUUUCUUUGAAAUGCUACGAGUCAUUAAAACAUUCAGCCCAACAUGGUUUCUUGCGGAAAAUGUAGCCUCUAUGAGUUGGGUGGAUCGCGAAGAAAUCUCAAAGCAUCUGAGUACCACUCCCUUGGAGAUCGAUUCUCAGAACUUCAGCCCUUGUAAACGGAGGCGCCUGUACUGGUCAAACAUACCCUAUCCUAAGACCUGUCCCCGCAUCGGAGAUAAUGAGGCAACCUCUAUCCAGAGCGUCGUUCAAGGGGGCGCUUCUCUGGCGAAGAAAAACAUGUGUGUAUUAUCCUCAAAUGGUCUACAGGGUGCAACUAAAGCCCUGAUGGAACUAGUGUACGACUUUCGUAUCGACAAGCCUCGCUACAUCAACGUGGUGGAAGUAGAACAAAUGAUGGGAUACCCCCCGCACUACACCAACGUGAAGUUUGAUGAUCAGAAACCGAAGGCAAAAAUUCAGAGGCGUCGAGAGACCGAAAUUAAGGAGGGAGGGGUUGACCGAAACACCAGAUGGCGGCUAUUGGGCAACUCGUUCUCAGUUCCGGUGAUAUCGUUUCUCUUGAGCCCCCUGUUAGAUGCUGACAUCCGAGAUCAGACCAGGAAAUACCAUCUUCCAGCGUCGGUUCGGGAGGCAGACUGCUCCGUCAUGUCUCCAGGCGAGAUUUGGGCGAUGUACAACAUCCAUCAACGGCCAAACUGGUAUGUACAGAUUGUGAGUCGAUCCGGUGAGCGAUUCGAUCUAAACGUAAACGAACGAGGAAAGAAAGGUUCUCGUCUUCCUCUUCGCAUCGAGUGCAGAUUUUUGGAGCUAACUAAACCUUACGAAGCUGGACAGCUGGAUUUGUGGAGUACAAUCAGAGGCUGUGGUCUGUAUACUGUGUCGGAAGGUAUUGAAGUACAGGGGUCGUGGGUUGCAUUUUCUCAUCAAGUGACUAGUCUCCUGAAAGUAGAUCAUGGUCUAAUUUUCAUCUAUCCUGCCAAGGGCGAAGUUUGGUCCGUCUAUGAUAGUGGAACUGAAAGCCGCUAUCUUGUUUAUGUGCUCGAGAGCUCUGUGAAUACAAAAAAAGCGAAAUUGCGAGUUCCAGGGAAGGAAGGCUUCUCUGCUCGUUGUCGCCUGCUACAGAAAAAGAUAGAGCUCGAUCUUUACAGAAUUAUAGACAAGGAACUAGUGUAUACCGAUCUAGGAGUUUUCUCGUUCCGAGCUCCAUAUCAUUUCCAUGGUGAGGGAGAUGUUUUGAAGAUCGAGCUCUCGGUCAAAGAUCGAGAGAGAGGAGCACAGAUUGAUGGUCUCAAGAGGAAAAGAUUAUCUAGACAUUUUGAAUCAGAUGAUGAGGACUUCCUGGAUAUGGAUAUAGGGGACGAAUUUGGAGCCAUGCCUAUAGCGAUUGGGAAUAUUACAAGCGAGCCUCUUGCCAAUGGGGAGUCUAAAAGCGAGUCAAUUUUAACUGUAGUGACGAAGAGAGAUGAGGAACGGUUGGUGCAACCCAAAGAAGACGCUAUAAGAGGGCAUUUGGAGCCUCUCAAGUUGAAGCCAGCACCCAGAAGAUCCAGCCGAAGUACUGCGGGUCUGCGAAGUACGCCUUACACACCAUGAGACAAAGUACUGGAUUCGAUUGUACACUGCUGUUGCGCAAUUUGUGGGAGUUGAAAAACUUUACUUAUUUCUUGAAACACCAUUAUUAAUAAAUAAUGGUGUUAGUAAUGGACAACUAAGUAAUAUACAUAGGCGUAUCAUCUCGACGGUCGAGAAAUGAGGGGUUUCGAGGUUGUCACUAAGGAGUCCAGUUCAUUCUCGGGAAAACUUCAGCGGGGGAUAUGGACGCGCAUUACCGCACUUGAUUAAGCUUUACCGUGAAGACCGAAUCUCCUACAGGUUUCACGGCAGUUCAAAACUUCCGACCCCUUGAAAUUUGUUUUGAUUCAAGUUCUUCCAUGGAAGUAGAUGUCAGGGUCUACAGGCGACAAUGGAUUAUGAAUUACAAAUAACAUUUUUCAAAUUUACUAGUUACAAAUUACAAAUUUUAUCAACCCAAGCGAGAGUCUCCAGGGUAAACUGAAUGCUUAAUGAUAACAUAAUCGGAAUUUUUUCCUUGUUUAGUUGCUCAGUGCC